CUCGCGUGUUUGUACUCUUUCUGGUGCACUCCUACUACCGCAUUUCAGAGAAAUAUAAAAAAAUAUUGAAUAAUAAUAUACGGAGAUGAUGGUGAUCUUGAGAGGAUAUGGUGGCGACUGGUGAGAGGAGAGAGCAUCGGUGUGGUGAAACGUAAGAGGAAGAAGAAGAAGAAGAAGAUGGAAUUUCUGGGUAUUUGUUAGAAAUAGAAAUCUCGCAGCCCCUCAGGCAUUCCCAGAUAGAUAGAUAGAUCUCUAGGCUCCCAGAAUUUGAGGAUUGGUUUCUCAAGAAAAUUCUGUUUUUCUUCUUGCUGGGUUUUCUGCUGUCUGCCCAUAUUCAAGCUUAGUCGUGCAAAGAUUGAUAGUUUUAGCUUCUGGGCACUUUUCUCAGGUGUUUCUUGAUUGGUAAUGGUAAUGGUAAUGGUGGAUUAUGCUUACAAGCUGUGAGCAAGAAUGGCUGCUUUGCUUGAUGUUGUGUUUUGUUGAGAGUUAUGGUUUUGCUGAGAGGGUAUUUUUAUUGAUACAAGAAUAACAUAAAGAAAAAAAAGGGGGAGAUUAUGGAAAGGGAGUGGUUUCUGCCAUUCAAAGUUCUGGGCUUGGGGAUUUGGAUGUUAAUAGCCACUUCUUGCUCUGCUACUCUUUCACCAUCUGGGGUGAACUAUGAAGUGGUGGCUUUGAUUGCUAUAAAGACUGGUUUACAUGACCCUUACAAUGUUCUGGAAAAUUGGGAUGUUAACUCUGUAGACCCCUGCAGUUGGAGAAUGGUUACCUGUUCACCUGAUGGCUAUGUGUCUGCCUUGGGACUACCCAGCCAGAGUUUAUCAGGGACCUUGUCACCUGGAAUUGGCAACUUAACAAACUUGCAGUCUGUGUUGCUGCAAAACAAUGCUAUUUCAGGACAUAUUCCGGCUGAGAUCGGGAAAUUAGAAAGGCUUCAGACCCUCGAUCUUUCCAACAACAAAUUCAAUGGUGAUAUACCCAGCACAUUGGGGGACCUAAGGAAUUUGAAUUAUUUGCGACUCAACAACAACAGCCUCUCGGGACAAAUCCCAGAAUCUCUCUCCAAAGUUGAUGGUCUUACUCUUGUGGAUGUUUCUUUUAAUAAUCUCAGUGGCAGACCCCCUAAACUACCAGCAAGAACUUUCAAAGUUAUUGGCAAUCCUUUAAUUUGCGGGCAGAGUUCUGAGAAUAAUUGUUCAGUAAUCUAUCCAGAACCACUGUCGUUUCCACCAGAUGCUGGAAAAGGUCAAUCAGAUGCUGGAGCAAAAAAACAUCACGUGGCUAUUGCUUUUGGAGCAAGUUUUGGCGCCUUAUUCUUAAUCAUCAUACUCGUGUCCCUUAUCUGGUGGCGCUAUAGACGGAAUCAGCAGAUCUUUUUUGAUCUCAAUGAUAACUAUGAUCCAGAGGUCUGCCUGGGCCAUUUGAGACGGUACACCUACAAGGAACUGCGGACUGCAACUGACCAUUUCAACUCGAAGAAUAUUUUAGGAAGGGGAGGAUUUGGGAUAGUGUACAAGGGUUCCUUAAACGAUGGCACUAUUGUGGCUGUCAAAAGGUUGAAGGACUAUAAUGCUGCUGGUGGCGAGAUCCAAUUCCAGACAGAAGUCGAGAUGAUUAGCCUGGCUGUCCAUCGAAAUCUCCUCCGACUUUGGGGGUUUUGUUCAACCGAGAAUGAGAGGCUCCUCGUUUACCCUUAUAUGCCAAAUGGGAGUGUAGCAUCAAGAUUAAAAGAUCAUGUCCAUGGUAGGCCGGUGUUAGAUUGGUCAAGGAGGAAAAGAAUAGCGUUAGGGACUGCAAGGGGGCUGGUGUAUUUGCACGAGCAGUGUGACCCCAAAAUCAUCCAUCGUGAUGUCAAAGCGGCCAACAUUCUGUUGGAUGAAGACUUUGAGGCAGUUGUUGGAGAUUUUGGGUUGGCGAAGCUGUUGGAUCACCGCGAAUCUCAUGUGUCUACUGCUGUUCGGGGCACUGUCGGACACAUUGCUCCUGAGUAUUUGUCAACAGGCCAAUCAUCCGAAAAGACUGAUGUAUUUGGUUUCGGAAUCCUGCUUCUUGAACUAAUUACUGGUCAGAAAGCUGUGGACUUUGGGCGAGGGGCUAACCAGAAAGGAGUAAUACUUGAUUGGGUAAAAACCCUCCAUCAAGAAGGGAAAUUGAACUUGAUGGUGGACAAAGAUUUGAAGAACAAUUUUGACAGGGUUGAACUAGAAGAGAUGGUUCAGGUUGCCCUCCUUUGCACCCAGUUCAAUCCUUCUCACAGACCAAAAAUGUCGGAAGUGCUAAGGAUGCUGGAAGGCGACGGCCUAGCUGAAAAAUGGGAGGCUUCACAGAGAAACGAUACUCCAAGGUAUCGCACUCAUGAAAACACGCCCCAAAGAUAUUCCGACUUCAUAGAAGAGUCCUCUCUAAUCGUCGAAGCAAUGGAGCUGUCUGGACCUAGAUGACAAGCUGGUUGAAUUGGCUUCAUAUCUUCAGAUCACACAAUAUAUAUUUAUCUUUAUAGCCCUUCAAAAGGGCAUGUAAUUCACCUGUAAAAAGAAAAAGAGGAAGAAUCAUGUGUAGCUUGUAGCUAGGGACUUGGUUUUUGUGUCAACAUUUCACUUCAUAGAGCUUCUUCAAUUCUCACAACAGUUUGGAAAAAAACAUCUGUGUAUUAUUCAUUUACACUUUAAUGGAGGGUGGAGCACAAAGCAUUCCUUCCUCGUUGAAACACUCUUCAACUCUAUAGCAUAUUGA
Messenger RNA from Ipomoea triloba (trilobed morning glory), 2730 nucleotides. Its product is annotated as protein NSP-INTERACTING KINASE 3. NCBI's taxonomy places the organism in Eukaryota, Viridiplantae, Streptophyta, Magnoliopsida, Solanales, Convolvulaceae. Gene Ontology annotation, molecular function: protein kinase activity; ATP binding; protein binding. Gene Ontology annotation, biological process: protein phosphorylation. The record is from RefSeq and is a predicted model, not a curated record. Bases 555 to 2438 code for a protein of 627 amino acids. The transcript is spliced from 11 exons.